CCCAAAGUGUCAAAAUCCACACAAGAAAGGCCCAAUCACCCCAAAAAGAAGUUGAGAAAGAAAAGGAUAAUCUUCAGCUAUAUCCUCUUGCUGUCCACGACUCUCUGCAUCCGCAAGCUUGUCUCUUCGGUCUCUUCAGAAAUCUUGAAAGACUGCAGACUGGUGGUGUAGUGAAUUGGGCGAGAGAGAGAGAGAGAGAGAUGGAAAACAUAACAGCAAGUGAGAUUGCAGGUUUUGGGGUAGGCACUCUGCUUCUGUGUGCCACAAUUGCUGCUCCAAGAGUUGACUCUUUCAUUUCUGCUUCCCAGAGGAGCUCGCUCGGUAUGUGCAGGAAAUGCGGCGAUCUGAAGAUAAUAGCUUGCUCAACAUGUCGUGGAGUUGGUUCGGUCAAGGAAGGCGGGCUUAUCAGAUUCAGUUUCGUGGACGAUUUAUAUCAAUUGCUUGGUGGCGACGAACCGGGUGUGAAAACCACACCAUGCACGAAGUGUCGAGCUAAAGGUCAUUUUCGUUGCCCGAAUUGCUCAAAAUCACGGUAAUUGAAGUCCGGCUUUUCCUUCACCUUUAAGAGGACAAAAUUGUUUAGGGGCCGCGCAAAUUGAUCGUUUGGCUCGCACACCUCCCCUUAUUUGUAACAUAGACCGGUAUUUGUUUGGAUUUGUCAUAGCAUAAAGACCCAAAAGAUGGAUCCUCCUGUAGGGGCUGGACAGUUUCUCUGCCUUGUACUAAUAGAGAUGAACACUUGCAGAAACAAUUGUUAAUGGAAGACAGAAUCAAAUUCACGGA
Molecule: messenger RNA, 783 nt
Organism: Syzygium oleosum
Lineage: Eukaryota; Viridiplantae; Streptophyta; Magnoliopsida; Myrtales; Myrtaceae
Exons: 3
Coding region: 201-536 (111 amino acids)
Source: RefSeq, a predicted model, not a curated record